Sturnus vulgaris (Common starling) is the source of this 2407-nucleotide messenger RNA. It is a transcript of the gene MAP2K3, whose product is annotated as mitogen-activated protein kinase kinase 3. Gene Ontology annotation, biological process: MAPK cascade; protein phosphorylation. The record is from RefSeq and is a predicted model, not a curated record. Lineage: Eukaryota; Metazoa; Chordata; Aves; Passeriformes; Sturnidae. Gene Ontology annotation, molecular function: MAP kinase kinase activity; ATP binding.
CGCGGCGGGCGGGACUCGCGGGCUCCGCUCGGGCCGGGCCCGCCGGGCUCGCACUGCGCCAUGUCCCUGCCCAGAGAUUCCAAAGGAUCCUUGGAGCCACACAAACCAGUGAAAGGCAAGAAGAAAAGGGAUCUGAGGAUAACAUGUGUCCCCAUCAAACCACCCAUUGCCAACACAACGCCCCCGAGGAACUUGGACUCCAGGACGUUCAUUACCAUUGGAGAUAAAAACUUUGAGGUGGAAGCUGAUGACCUGGUGGCCAUUUCGGAGCUGGGCCGUGGUGCCUACGGCGUGGUGGAGAAGGUCCGGCACGCACAGAGCGGCACCAUCAUGGCUGUGAAGAGGAUUCGAGCCACUGUGAACACUCAGGAGCAGAAGAGGUUGUUGAUGGACCUGGACAUCUCCAUGAGGACAGUUGACUGCUUCUACACAGUCACCUUCUAUGGAGCCCUCUUCCGUGAGGGUGAUGUGUGGAUCUGCAUGGAACUCAUGGACACCUCCCUAGAUAAAUUCUACAAGAAAGUACUGGAGAAGAAGAAAACCAUCCCUGAAGACAUUUUGGGGAAAAUGGCUGUGUCUAUUGUACGAGCUCUGGAGCACCUGCACAGUAAACUGUCUGUAAUCCAUAGAGACGUGAAACCUUCCAACGUGCUGAUCAACAAGGAGGGACACGUGAAGAUGUGUGACUUUGGGAUCAGUGGUUACUUGGUGGACUCUGUUGCCAAGACCAUGGAUGCUGGCUGCAAACCCUACAUGGCUCCAGAAAGAAUAAACCCAGAGCUGAACCAGAAGGGCUACAACGUGAAGUCGGAUGUCUGGAGCCUUGGGAUCACAAUGAUUGAGCUGGCCAUCCUGCGCUUCCCAUACGAGUCCUGGGGGACGCCCUUCCAGCAGCUCAAGCAGGUGGUGGAGGAGCCCUCGCCCCAGCUGCCGCCUGAACGCUUCUCCAAGGAGUUCGUGGACUUCACAGCACAGUGCUUAAGGAAGAACCCAGCUGAGCGAAUGAACUAUUUAGAACUUAUGGAACAUCCUUUCUUUACCUUGCACGACACCAAAGAGACUGACAUGGCCUCCUUUGUGACAGAGAUCCUCGGGGAAGACUCCUAACUCCCAGCCCCCAGCUUCCUGCAGUCCCUCCAUCCCAGCUUCCCCGCAGGACAGCGAGCGAGGACUCGAGUUCACGGUGGUUUGCACAAAUCACAAAUCAUCACAAAUCGCACCUCCCCGGCCCGGGGGCAUCUCUGGCCCCAUCCAGAAAUCUCUUUUCUCUUUGCCCUGAGAAAAAAAUCCUCCAGGAGGAGCCUUUUGAAGCCAACAUCUUCCCAGCCAAGCCAAGGACUCUGGAGGUUCCAGGAGAGGAGCAGUGCCUGAGCAGGCAGAGGGUGCCAGAGGCCACCUCCCCUCCCCAGCACCCAGUGCACAGCACAGGGGGUUGUGUUUCCUUGCUGCCAGGGGAAGACAGAGAGAACCAGUGCUGCUGGUUCUUCUCCCACUCCUCUCCUGCCUGCCCAAAGCCCCUUCCCUGGAGUCUGGCCUCACUCGCCUUCCCUCUGUGCCUGGCUCUCUGUCCCCAGGAGCCCACACAGCUUUAGGGGCUUGUGGGGCUCCCUGGGCUGCUGCUCACAUCAGAAGUUGUUUUAAUGCCUGGCUCGACACCUCAAGGACCUUUUGAGGCAGCACCAGCUCGGGCAUCCCCCUCCCUCAAUCAAUGCUGCUCCCUUGAGGGGGGAACAAAGGGGGAAAGGCAUUUUUCCACGAGCCCACUGUGACACAAGCUGCAGCCCACGCUGUGCCCAUGCCUGCCCAUGAGACUUCAUCCCUUCCCUCGUGGGCACGAGGUGAUGGAGAGACAGCAGAUCCCCAGUGCUGCCUCUCCUCCUUCCAGCCCUGGGCUGGGAGGACAAAUCCCUGCUCCAGGCAUCGCCUUCCACAGCCCUGGCUGCCUCCACCAUCCCUGGCUCCCUGAGAAGACGCUGCUCCCUCUGCUUUCCAACCUGGAGCUGAUGUCAGACCCUGCACUGUGACACCCGCUCCUUCCAGAGGCUGAACUCGUGUCCCAAACUGUCCCCACCCCUGUGGGUGCCAGCGAGAGCCAAACCCCAGUGACUGGCCCGGGGCUGCCAGCAGUUGUACAUUUGAUGUCUAUAUAUAAUGGACUUUGUAACGUGUUUCCUAGGUUUGAUCUAACUCGCUAUAAAUUAAAGCCCUUCUGUGUGGGAGGAGGGAGGAGCAGUUCCUUCUCUGCUGACAAAUCCACUGUGAAAACCUGAUGUGUUUCCCCACGCUCCCAGCCUGAGGAGCCAGGGGAGCAGGAGGGGUUUCUGGCUUCUACUGUACAUGAUCACAGAUAAACGCACCGGCUGUGGAUUUUGGUUUUGGGUUUUUUUUGGUUUUUUGUUGUUUUUUU